This is a messenger RNA of Drosophila serrata, 1296 nucleotides long. It is a transcript of the gene Ykt6, whose product is annotated as YKT6 v-SNARE homolog. Gene Ontology annotation, molecular function: SNAP receptor activity. Lineage: Eukaryota; Metazoa; Arthropoda; Insecta; Diptera; Drosophilidae. The record is from RefSeq and is a predicted model, not a curated record. Gene Ontology annotation, biological process: endoplasmic reticulum to Golgi vesicle-mediated transport. Gene Ontology annotation, cellular component: Golgi apparatus.
ACUCCUAGUGCUUGUUUCCGUACCAUCCCCAAUUAGCUGACACAUUCAUAUUCGUACGGAACCGAGAUUUACAGCGUCAAACAAACGCACUUGUCGCUUUCCCACGAAUGCCAGCGACCGCUAGAGUUUGCCCCAACUGAAACCCACCCACCGGAGCAGCACGGGACACCGCAGCGCCACCUGCCAGUUGCCGACGAGUGGAGUAACCAGCCAGCCAGCAGUUUCGAAAGUCAACGCCAGCCCGCAGAUCUACGCAGCCGUGAACCAUGGUCAAGCUAUUUGCGUUGAGCAUCUUCCACAAGGGCGCCAGCGAGGCACGCCUGCUGAAGACAACGUCCGACCUGCAGUCCUUCUCCUUUUUCCAACGUGGCACUGUUAACGAGUUCAUGACCUUCGCCUCCAAAACGAUUGUGGAGCGCACACAGCCGGCCCUGCGGCAGUCGGUGAAGCAGGACGCCUACAUGUGCCAUGUCUAUGUGCGGGCGGACAAUUUGGCUGGUGUGCUCAUUGCAGACCACGAAUAUCCACACCGUGUGGCACAUACGCUCAUCACAAAGAUCCUCGAUGACUUCACGGCCAAGGUGUCGGCAGAUCAGUGGCCCAAUGGCUCAGAAGCCACCAUCUCGUUCGACGUGCUGCCUGCCUUUCUGGCGCGCUACCAGAAUCCCGUCGAGGCAGAUCCCCUUACAAAAAUGCAAAACGACCUGGACGAGACAAAAAUCAUACUGAAGAACACUAUCGAGGCGGUGCUGGAGCGCGGUGAGAAGCUGGACGACAUGGUCAGCAAGUCGGAGAAGCUGUCGCUGCAGAGCAAGGCCUUCUACAAGACUGCGAAAAAGACGAACUCGUGCUGCAGCUUCACCUAGGCCCCAUCGCAUUGCCCUUGUAUCUACUCCUCACACACAAACCCAUACUCAUGCUGGUAAACAGGAACAGGAAUAGGAACAGGAACACCAGUUGCAAAUGCAAAUCAAAAAAGACCACACAAAGGAUAACACCAACAAAGAAACAACACAACAAACGGCAAGGGAACAGCGUGGCCUGGAGUUUGCUUGCUUUUUAUAAAUGAAUUAGUUAAUUUUAUAUAUAAAACAUAUACUAUACUGUACGGAUAGAUAAAGCUGGACGGCCAACGGCCAUUUAGCUAGAUGUUUGUAAGCCCCUCCUGCCCGCUAACCCCCCCGAUGUUUAAUCGUCUGUGUCUGUCGCGGGUCCUGUCUGUAUGUCUACGCUUUGGAUAUUUGGAUGUUAAUUAUACCAAUACAAAUAAUGAUCUAAAACAUUUAUACACCUCAA